Molecule: messenger RNA, 1728 nt
Organism: Loxodonta africana (African savanna elephant)
Lineage: Eukaryota; Metazoa; Chordata; Mammalia; Proboscidea; Elephantidae
Gene: PPOX
Product: protoporphyrinogen oxidase
Exons: 13
Coding region: 122-1555 (477 amino acids)
Biological process (GO): porphyrin-containing compound biosynthetic process
Molecular function (GO): protoporphyrinogen oxidase activity, oxygen as acceptor
Source: RefSeq, a predicted model, not a curated record
GGGUGUGGCCCUAAUCUGCCUCCCGGCGGAGCGCCGGCGGGGUGAGGUCUUGGGGCUGAGACCACUGCCUCCUCCUUUCCCCGCAUUUUCCGGGCCUUCCAGACCUCUCUAGGACUGCCCAAUGGGCCGCACCGUGGUCGUGCUGGGCGGAGGCAUCAGCGGCUUGGCUGCCAGUUACCACCUGAGCCGGGCCCCCGAUCCCCCCAAAGUGGUCGUUGUGGAGGGCAGUAAGCGUCUGGGAGGAUGGAUCCGCUCAGUUCGAGGGCCGGAUGGUGCUAUCUUUGAACUUGGACCUCGAGGAAUUCGGCCGGCUGGAGUCCUGGGGGCCCGGACCCUGCUCCUGGUUUCUGAGCUUGGCUUGGACUCAGAAGUGUUGCCUGUCCGGGGAGACCAUCCAGCCGCCCAGAACAGGUUCCUGUAUGUAGGAGGCGCCCUGCACCCCCUGCCCACUGGCCUCAGGGGGCUAUUCCGCCCUUCACCUCCCUUCUCCAAACCUCUGUUCUGGGCUGGGCUGAGGGAAUUGACCAAGCCCCGGGGCAAAGAGCCUGAUGAGAGUGUGCACAGUUUUGCCCAGCGCCGCCUUGGACCUGAGGUGGCAUCUCUAGCUAUGGACAGUCUCUGCCGUGGAGUGUUUGCCGGGAACAGUCGUGAGCUCAGCAUCAGGUCCUGCUUUCCCAGUCUCUUCCAAGCUGAACAAACACACCGUUCCAUAUUACUGGGGCUGCUGCUGGGGGCAGGGCGGAGCCCACAGCCAGACUCAGCACUUGUUCGCCAGGCCCGGGCGGAGCGCUGGAGCCAGUGGUCCCUCCGUGGAGGGCUGGAGAUGUUGCCUCAGGCCCUUGACACGCACCUAACUAGCAGGGGGGUCAGUGUUCUCAGAGGCCAACCAGUCUGUGGGCUCAGCCUUCAGGCAGAAGGGCGCUGGAAGGUGUCUCUAGGGGACAGCAGUCUGGAGGCUGACCAUGUUAUUAGUGCAGUGCCAGCCUCAGUGCUAAGUGAGCUGCUCCCUGCUGAGGCUGCACCGCUGGCUCGUGCCCUGCGUACCAUCACUGCUGUGUCUGUUGCUGUGGUGAACCUACAGUACCAAGGAGCUCGCCUGCCUGUCCAGGGAUUUGGACAUUUGGUGCCGUCCUCCGAAGACCCAGGCGUUCUGGGAAUCGUGUAUGACUCAGUUGCUUUCCCUGAGCAGGAUGGGAGAUCCCCUGGCCUCAGAGUGACUGUGAUGCUGGGAGGUUCCUGGCUACAGAUGCAGGAGGCCAGCGGCUGUGUCUUAUCUCAGGAGCUGUUCCAACAGGAGGCAGAGAAAGCAGCCGCCAUACAGUUAGGAUUAAAGGAGCCACCGAGUCACUGCUUAGUCCAUCUACAUAAGAACUGUAUCCCCCAGUAUACACUAGGCCACUGGCAAAAACUGGAGUCAGCUACCCAAUUCCUGGCAACUCACAGGCUGCCCCUAACACUGGCCGGAGCCUCCUAUGAGGGGAUUGCUGUCAAUGACUGCAUAGAAAGUGGGCGCCAGGCAGCAGCCCGGGCCCUGGGCAUAGAACCUGACAGGUAAUCCCCGACAUCCACCUACUCCUGCCCCUGCUGGCAGGGACCCUCCCACCUGUGGAAAUAAAAGUUGCUGGAGCAUGGCUUUGUCUGGCUCUUCUGUCACCUGUGGGCAUAAGGAGGGCAAAGGCAAAGGCAGGCAAAGGGUGCCUGGGAUGCAGAAAGCAAGAGCAGAGGCAA